Diaporthe batatas is the source of this 2692-nucleotide messenger RNA. RefSeq lists its product as uncharacterized. The record is from RefSeq and is a predicted model, not a curated record. The transcript has 2 exons. NCBI's taxonomy places the organism in Eukaryota, Fungi, Ascomycota, Sordariomycetes, Diaporthales, Diaporthaceae. The coding region runs from base 436 to 2079 and encodes 547 amino acids.
GAGACGCCCCCCAUCCGUCUCACUGCCCACCCCUACCCUCUCCUCUUUUGAGCCCUUGCCCUUUUCGCCUUUCCCUUCCUCAAUCUCUUUCACUGGACUCACCCUCACAAUUCCAUCCUAGAUUGACGCCCCCUCAGCUUGUAGACCGCAAGCCUCCACGUCCAUCCACAAUCCAGGUCACUGACGAGGACCGUCCUGGAUUGGGCCAGAUCGCAUUGCACUUGCAUCGCAUUGCACUGGGUUGGAACUGCAACUGGACUGGAUUCACUCAGCCUGCACUCGAGCUGGGCUGGGCCGGCACUGGACCGCUUCUCUGCACCACACCGGCGCGCCGCACCGCAACCUCAUCACACAGCUGCGGUCGCUUGUAGCCCAGCCUGAUUGUCCAGGUUGGCGUCUGAUUGCCCCGUCGGUUUCCCUUCUGGUCGAAACAUCAUGUCAACCACAAAUGGACACACGGGCCUAUCCAUCAUGAACAAUGGGCUCCGCCGAGCCCAGGGCUACUCGAACUCGCCCAACAAGCUGCCCCAGCAUGCCGCCUCGUACCAGCAGCAAGCCUUCAACUCCCAGCAGCCGCCUCAGACCCAGUACCCCCAUCACCUCUUCACGACUCCCAAUGCCUCGCCCGUCCAUAAUAUCCCCAGCGUGCAAAAUGGCCCUAGGGCCCAGCAGUCCCACCCCCAGCUGCCCGUCCCCAGCUCGCGUCAGCAGCGUGCCACGGCCCAUCAGAUGCCCUCUAACAGCACCCCGCUGAACUACCUCAUGAACCAGCAGCCUCUGCCGCAGCAGUCCAUUAGCCAGCAGCAGCAGCAGCAGCAACAACAGCAGCAGCAACAACAGCAGCAGCAGCAGCAGCAGCAGCAGCAGCAACAGCAACAACAACAACAACAACAACAGCAACAGCAACAGCAGUCCGUGGGCCAGCAGAUGUCCAUAAACCAGCACGUCUCUGCGAACGAGAACCCCAUCAUCUCCCAGCCUCCACCUCAACACGCCCAUCCUGCUCAGCAGCCUGUGCUGACGCCGCAGCCACCCCAAUCUCAACUGCAACCGCCGCCGCCGCCGCCGCCACAGGCUCAAGCUCAAGCUCAACCGCCGGCACAGCAGCCCCAGCAGCUUCAAGCUGAGGCGCCGGGGCAGGGCCAGGAGGGUCAGCACGAUGACACGAUGGAGGUUGAGAGCCCGGGCGAGGAUGACGGGGACGAUAGCGCCCUCGACAAGUCAGCCGAAAACGGGACUCCGUUUGUGCCGCGGACCCCAAUGGGCACCAUGAUGUCUGCUCCUCCCCAAGGCGGGAGCUUCCCUACCCUUGACGCCGUACACAAGGCCGUCCUAGAGUAUUGCACUUCGGUCGGAUACGCCAUUGUCAUCGGCAGGUCGAAAAAGACGGUGCCGGGACUGAAGAAGGUGCUGUUCGUCUGUGACCGCGCAGGAAAGCCCCCGAAACGCGUCAGCCCCGAGAUGCGGAAGCGGAAGACGUCCUCCCGCAAGUGUGACUGCCAGUUUGGUUUCUUCGCCAUAGAGCAACGGACCCAAUGGACUGUCCGUUACCGCCCGGAUCCAGCUCACUUACAGCACAACCAUGGCCCGAGUGAGAGCCCCCUCCUACACCCUGCCGCACGUAAGCUUGACAGCAAGAUGGUUGCCGCCGUCAAGCAGCUCAAAGAAAAUGGUGUGGGUGUCAGCGCAACGUUGGAGAUACUGCAGACAGAAAACCCACAUGUGCCCCUCCUUCCGCGGGACAUUUAUAACGCGAGAGCAGCCAUCAACCGCAACCCUCAGAAGAUCAACGCUGCUUUGGCCGAGGACCGACCUGCCAUCUACAGCAAGCCACAUCCGAGCGCCGAGGAACGCAUUAGGGCCGAUUUGCGGCGUGAGAUUGCCAAGGCUAAAGAGGAGUUCGAGAAGGUGAAACAGGACAACGAAAAGAGGAUCUCCGAGCUGGAAGAGAAGCUUCGCGAGAAGGAUAAGAUAAUCAAGAAGUACGAGAUGUUUGUUGAUCUGUGCAACGAGCGUGUGAUGAUCCAGCGGGAGAAACUGAAGGACAUCGAUGACAAUGGCAAUGCCAGCAGGCCUUGAGAAGAUGAGAGACGACGAGGAGGAGGAGGAGUAAGAACGGACGGACCACAAAUGGAAAGGCAAAAGGGCCACGAGUAUCACGGUUUCACGCAUUGACAAUGGAUUUAGCCAGGCAUAAGAUGGGGGGCAUCUGGUUCGGGGUCUAGUUGUGUCUUGGGUCUGGAGGUCAGUGGCGUUGACUUUCUUUGUAUUGGGAGAAAUUCCAUGGUGGAAAAAAAGGCCGAGAUGUCAUUCCUAGGCAGGUUGUGGGCGUGGAAGCCAUUAACCAACUCAUUAUCCAUGGGUUUGUUCGCAAGCAUUCCAUGCCUAGGUUCUGCGGGCAUGAAUGUGAGGAUCAUGACCAAACAAACCUACCUAUUCCUCUAGCGGUAGCGGUUUGUCGAAGGAGACUAAAACUGCUCCGGCCCUCCUCACACAACGAGGCCGAGGCGUGUGGCUCCAGCUGCUGCAGGCUUGUCGUGUAAGCCCUGCUCGGCCGGCAUUUACUAGUAUACCAGGGCACACUUGCAAAAUAGUCUCCGUACACCUAGGUACCUUCCGGAGGAGCGCUCGCAGCUGAAAAAGCUUGGCCGGCUCUGGAGGAUGCGCAUUGUCUUUCAUGUGAAUAUGAGCC